This is a messenger RNA of Komagataella phaffii GS115, 1857 nucleotides long. RefSeq names its product Dihydrouridine synthase. NCBI's taxonomy places the organism in Eukaryota, Fungi, Ascomycota, Pichiomycetes, Pichiales, Pichiaceae. Gene Ontology annotation, biological process: tRNA processing. The record is from RefSeq and is a predicted model, not a curated record. Gene Ontology annotation, molecular function: metal ion binding; RNA binding; flavin adenine dinucleotide binding. The coding region runs from base 1 to 1857 and encodes 618 amino acids. The transcript has a single exon.
AUGUCAGAUAAAAGAACGGCCGAGGAAUCUCUGCAAGACACUACAAAGAAGGUUCACAUCGAACAGCCCUCCAAUGACUCGAAGCCAGUACAUGAUCAUGACCAUUUCGCCAAAGGUGUUACACCGAUCAAGAAAGAAUUUCUAGUUUCCACCGAUAAGCAGGUAGUAUAUGCCGACGAAGAAAGCUCACUGGACCGAUUAAACGGUUCAGAGAAGCCCCAAGCCAAGAAAUCAAAGAAGAAGCGAGGCCAAAAUAAGGAUAGAGAUUUGAAACAGACAAAAGAAGCUGUGAAACUCUGUCCUUCAUUGGUUGACCCUGAAACACCAAAAGAAUGUCGUUUCGGUGCAGACGCUUGUAGAUUUACCCAUAAUAUAGAGGAGUAUUUGAAUUCGAAACCACAAGACGUGCAAGGUGUUUGUCCCGUGUUUGCUGCCAUUGGAUACUGUCCCAAUGGAUUGAAAUGCCGGUGGUUAUCUUCUCAUUACAAGUCGGGAAAGCUUAUCAAAGAUGAAAUUUUGUGUGAUAAAGUUUCCAAGGUAGACUAUGAGGUCAAUCACAUUUCUCAAAACGCCAAAACGGACCUUUCUCGGAAGAAGUUUCAGUUUGAUACUGCCGAUAAAAUGAUCCUUUUUCUAGACUCCAAAGUUCAAGUCCAUGACAAGACAAAACAGGAACUGCAAAAAGAAAAUGCAAACAACUAUGUAGAGCCUCCGUUCAAGGUUUCAGAGAAGAAGAAGCUAAACGUAAAGAAUGCCAAAAUUGUGUCUCCAUUGACCACUGUUGGUAACUUGCCAUACCGUCGUUUGAUGAAGACUUUGGGAGCGGAUAUAACAUACUCAGAGAUGGCUUUAUCCCUACCUCUUAUUCAAGGAACUAAUUCAGAAUGGGCUCUUCCGAAGGCUCAUUCAUCAGAGUAUCCAGGGUUUGGUGUUCAAAUUGCAACUUCAAAACAUUGGACCGGUGCGAAGGCCGCAGAGGCAAUUGCCAAACUUACGCCACAGGUAUCAGAGAUCAACUUGAAUUGUGGGUGCCCAAUUGACUUACUUUAUAGACAGGGACAAGGGUCUGCUCUCAUGGAGCAACCACCCAAAUUAUUGAGAGUGCUUAAGGGAAUGAACUAUUGUAGUGGUGAAAUUCCGGUCACCUUCAAGUUGCGUAUUGGAACCAGAGACAACCACCCAUUGGCCGAAAACUUGGUCAAAAGGGUAUGCGAAGAAGGAGAUAUUGGAUGUGUUACUUUACACGGAAGAACUAGACAACAAAGAUACACCAAAGAAGCCGACUGGAGUUACAUAAGUAAAGUCGGUCAAGUUGUCAGGGACUACAAUCACAAUCAACUAGAUGAUAAAGAGCAAUCAGAUAGAGACCCUAUAUAUUUUGUGGGAAAUGGUGAUUGUUUCACUCAUGAAGACUGGCAUAAAGCCGUGAGCGAUCCAAACAUCGACAGUGUCAUGGUUGCUCGUGGUGCUCUAAUAAAACCAUGGAUUUUCGAAGAGAUCAAUUCUGAACAAUAUAUCGAUAAGUCUGCUACCGAAAGAUUGGCAUUGUUGGAGCAAUAUUCUAAAUUUGCACUCCAACAUUGGGGAUCAGAUGAUUAUGGUGUAAAUACCGCUCGAAGAUUCAUGUGUGAGUUCAUGUCUUUUACUCACAGAUAUGUUCCUGUGGGAAUUAUGGAGAGAUUACCUCCCAAAUUGAAUCAAAGACCUCCGACUUGGAAAGGUCGAAAUGAGUUGGAGACCCUGUUGGGAUCCCCAGAUUAUCGUGAUUGGAUUAAAAUCACAGAAAUGUUUUUGGGACCUACUACUGAGGGAUUCAGCUUCACUCCUAAACAUCGCAGUAACUCCUAUAAGAGUUAA